AUGGAAGCGUCUUGUGUUUUCUGCGGCGGAGGCGGGGUCUCCACCUUGGCUUUGAAGUCCCCAAGCUGCCUCAAUUUCCGUUUUUUGCGCCACAAUGAGUUGAAUUUAUCUUUGAGAUCCAUUUCCGUGUUGAGCAGCGACAAGCGCUUCUUAUAUGCAGCUACUCUCUCAUCUACAUUCCGAUUCCGACUACGAAUCCGGAACAACUCAGAUCACGUAUCCAAGGCCGCCAUUAGUAGUACUAGUAGUAGUACCAAGAGAAGAAGCCGCGGCCGCAACAACAGAGGAGGUGAUGGUGCCAACAACGAGGACCGUAAGAAGAAUCCUGGCCGGACGACUAUUACCAUUACUACUGAGUCAUGGAAGCUGCUCAAGGAUCUCGCCAAUUCAGCUCAGCAUAGAGCAAUUGCAAGGAAAGUUUCCCAACCAAAGACCGUUCACAGUGGUUUAGGAAUGGACCUUGAGAAGGCCAGGGCUAUUCAGAGCAGGAUUGACGAUUUCACCAAGUUCAUGUCUGAUCUACUUCUCAUUGAAAGGGAUGCUGAAUUAGAAUUCACUCAGGAGGAGUUAAAUGCUGUUCCUACGCCGGAUGAGAGUUCUGAUUCGCCAAAACCAAUUGAAUUUUUGGUCAGCCAUGGCCAGGCUGAGCAGGAACUCUGCGAUACUAUCUGCAAUCUAAAUGCAGUUAGGACUUCUACAGGAUUAGGUGGAAUGCAUUUGGUAUUGUUCAGGGUGGAGGGGAAUCAUAGAUUACCGCCUACUACUCUUUCUCCCGGAGACAUGGUUUGCGUGAGGACCUGUGAUAGCAGGGGUGCUGGAGCAACUUCUUGCAUGCAAGGUUUUGUUAACAACCUAGGGGAGGAUGGCUGUAGCAUCAUUGUGGCUCUGGAGUCCUGUUAUGGUGAUCCCACCUUUUCUAAGCUCUUUGGCAAGAGUGUGCGCAUUGAUCGCAUUCAUGGCUUGGCUGAUGCGCUAACAUAUGAGGUAUUGAAAACUCAUCAUUUGCACUCUGUGUAUGUGCAUUGA
Ilex paraguariensis (yerba mate) is the source of this 1026-nucleotide messenger RNA. Lineage: Eukaryota; Viridiplantae; Streptophyta; Magnoliopsida; Aquifoliales; Aquifoliaceae. The record is from the annotation of a GenBank genome assembly.